AUGCGGUUGCCUGCUUAUCGCUCUUCAUACAUGCUUCGGUACCAUCCGUACCCACGGCUGUCUCUCAGCCAUCACGAAACGCUCAUGGACACAGUUGACGAACGUGACUCGCCGUAUGGGGAAUCCGACUAUAGCGACAGGUUUCCUGCUCUCUUCCAACUAGGAGCACCCUGCCUUCCGACGAUAGACGAGUACGAUGAGGCAGCGGUGAAUCUGGAAGCAGCUCUCGCGUUUGAGGACAAGCUGAGCUUCCGCAAGAAAAUUUUCAGACGUCGAUUCGUCCAUAUAGUAUUGGACCUUGCAUUGUCUAUUAAGCGCAAGCUCAAGAUGUGAGGCAAGGUCACACACGUUCUCUUCGCUAAUGUAAUCUGUACCACUUCGCCAACCGCCGUUCGUUAUGAAUAACUGUACUCAUUGAAAUACACAUUUAUCGUUACAAUGUAUAUAUAAUCCACACAUUUAUAAGAAUUUUCUUGGUUUUCGUGAUAGGUUACUAGAGCCGCUGAAGUAAAUUGUUUGGAGAUCUCCAAGACAGUGAUGUAACGAAACAAUUCAUCACGAUGACUUCAGCGUGUUCGACGAAAGGACAUCGUAAAUAUCACUACUACACACUCACGGUUCUCUAUAAUUAAAUAUGCUUAACGACAGCUUUUCUCUUCGUUGAGUUCAUGGGCAUUGGGUGCCAUA
Messenger RNA from Serpula lacrymans var. lacrymans S7.9, 687 nucleotides. RefSeq lists its product as uncharacterized. NCBI's taxonomy places the organism in Eukaryota, Fungi, Basidiomycota, Agaricomycetes, Boletales, Serpulaceae. The transcript is spliced from 4 exons. The record is from RefSeq and is a predicted model, not a curated record. Bases 1 to 333 code for a protein of 110 amino acids.